AUGGCGGAGCGUUUCAGCCCCCGUUUGCCCACCCAUCCAUACCCACCUCCCUAUGCGUUCCCAUCAACAUCUUCUUCACGGCUAGACGCCGCCCAGAGUCCGCUGGGGCCAGGAGCGGUCGUGCUUCUCACCGGUUCUACGGGCGCCCUGGGCUCCUACCUUCUUUCUUCGCUCGCAGAGAACCCGGACGUGUCGCGCGUCUACGCGCUGAACAGGGGCAGUGACCGAUCAAGCCUACUGGAGCGACAGCGUUCGACUCUAGAUUGCCGUGGCUUGGACUGCAGCAUCCUCGGCGAGGGAAAGGUUGUCCUGCUCGAGGCAGAUGUCAGCGUGGAAGGUUUCUGUCUGGAUGAGGGAGUUUACAAGGAAAUGCACGAGACGGUGACCCACAUCAUCCACAACGGUGCAUGUCUGAUUGCUUGGCUUGCAGCCUGGCCUGUCAACUUCAACUACACCCUUGACGGCUUCGAGAGCAGCAUCCGUGGCCAUCAGCAUCUGAUCGAGUUCGCGCUGUCAUCGCCGCUUCCUCUGCCACCUCGCUUCGUGUUCACGAGUGCCAUCGGAGUUCUGCAGAAUGUUCGCUCGAAGUCGCCGAUACUCGAACGCCGCGUCGAAGCGGAGACGGCAGUCGGAGCCGGAUACGUGGAGUCCAAGUGGGUCGCGGAAGAGAUGCUGCAUGACGCCGCGUCAAGAUGCGACGCGUUUGACGCGCUGGUCGUACGCAUCGGCCAGCUGUGCGGAUCGCGCCGGGCAAUACGAGGCGUAUGGAACGAGCGGGAAUGGAUCCCGGCGAUGGUGCAGAGCGCACCGGCUGUCGGCUGCCUGCCUACGGACGAUAAGGUCGGUCGUGAAACUGCCAUUGUAUGCCAAGAAGCUUACAUCUGUGAACAGACUGUUGCAUGGAUCCCAAUCGACGACGGCAGCGAAAUUCUGGCUGACCUCACCCUCUCAGCCCCUGUACCACACACCACCGAGACGCCGGUCCGGACAGUACAUCUCAUUCACGCCGAUCCGGCACCGUGGUCCUCCAUUGCACCCGCACUGUCAGAUGAACUCGCUCUUCCUCUCGUCCCGUACGAGCAGUGGCUCGCUGCCCUCGAAUCACUAUCCGCACGCUGCAAAGCAACAUCGUCAGAAGCCACCUCUUUCGGGAGCCUCGAGAUGGCAACCUUGCCGGGCGCCGAGAAACACGCUCGGUUGCGCGCUCUCCGCCUGCUUCCCUUCUACCAGGGCCUGGCUGGAUGGGGUGGAGGCGACGCGAUGGGUUUCCCGACGCUGGACUGCUCGGAGCUGCGGAGGUUGUCACCGCGCGUGGGGGGAGAUGGUAAAGGGAUACCGAGGCUUCAGGACGCUGACGCCAGGGGGUGGAUGGGAUAUUGGCGCAGCAUUGGACUGUUUGACUGA
Messenger RNA from Coniophora puteana RWD-64-598 SS2, 1404 nucleotides. RefSeq names its product NAD(P)-binding protein. Bases 1 to 1404 code for a protein of 467 amino acids. Lineage: Eukaryota; Fungi; Basidiomycota; Agaricomycetes; Boletales; Coniophoraceae. The record is from RefSeq and is a predicted model, not a curated record. The transcript has 3 exons.